CCGACCAUAUAAUAUUGUUAUUAUACCCGUCGCAGUCUUCGCGUUUGCAGGUCAGUUUUCACAGUUCCGUCCGUCCGUCUUCGCGCCCGCCACACACUCGCUUGCCCACCGUCCGUCUCGCGUUUUCCACACUAUCAUCGUAAUAUAGUAGUCGUUUUUCGUUCCGUUUACCCCCGGUCAACUGUAUCGCGUGUACGGUGUUCUUCUCAUACGACGUUCGCAACCAUAAAGAUAUUAAAUCGGUGGUAUUACAAUGAGAAGAAUCAACCGUCGGUUGGUUUUGUUAUCGAUCGUACUCGUGUGUGACGUAGUUAGUGUAUUCGGGAGACCUCAAGAGCAGAGCUCAGCUAGCAGCACAUUAAAAGAUGAUCUUGUUAACAGGAAAGAUGAUGUGGCAACGCCGAUCGUUGUGUUUGCAACCACAGCUGUCGAAGCAGGGGAUGCCCGUGCCCACACUACUAAGCCCCCACCGAUGGAUGAUUCAAUGAAGUCAGUUAGCGAUCAACUUCUUCAAACAUCUACAUCUAGCAGUAUAGUUGUAUCUUCGGAAGUUAGAACAGUUCAAAAAAAUGAAUCACCUUUAAAAGGAGAAGUUGUCCCUGUGCUAACCGAUGAAGAUGUACACGCUGUAGGCCCAUACAGUUACAAAAUAUCGUCGGACGGACCGACAAGACCAACAGGAGAUUUGUCUACUUGGAUUCUAUUGGGUGGUGAAUCUUCACCAGCGCCACUAAAUAUGGCAACAAUUAAGAAAGUACCUAAACCAGUUGAUGCAACUACAUCUUCACUUUUACAGUCGUAUGAAACAAGUACUACUAGAAAAAGAAAACCUACAACUGAAAAAAUGACUACUACUAAUUUACCAGUCACCGAAUCCCCGAUCAAGCUACAAGAUUCUAAAUUUAAAAAUAAGACGCCAGUUAUUGUUGGAAAAAUACCUACUACGACAACAAUAAAAGAAAAAGUUGAAGAAGUAACCACUCCUCUUUCCGAACUACCCCCAUUGGAUAAUAAUACGAGAUUUGGAACUCCUGUUGUCACGUUUCCUCAUGUACCACCUAGACAAAGACCUUCUGCAAAUAAUACUAAAAAAACAGAAAAACCAUUAACAACAAAAAUAACCUCUACUGCUGUCGUUAUUUCUAAGCCUUUAAAUAACACAAUGUCAGUGUACUCUACUACUAUGCCUUCGGUUACUAAUACUACAUCAUCUUCUACCACAGCAGUUUCAAAUAUAAAUGUAACUGGAAUCGCAGAAAAUGUCACAGAAUCAAAUAAUUCUACUACACAAAGUACUUCGUUAAAAAAGAAAAAAAAGAAAAAGAACAAGAAUAAGCGUAAGCCAGUUAAAAUUUCAAAUGAUGACGCUCAAAGUAAAAUUGAUGAACAAAGCACUAAAAUUACUCCAGGACGACCAUUAUCAACUCGAAUUUAUAACUAUUUAGCUCGUGAAGUUAUGCCCAAUGUUGGAGUCGGUUUAGUUGGUUUGAUGUUAACUGCUGGUUUAGCAGGGUUGUUGUUAUAUUCACCACUAGGAGGAGCUGCUAUACCUUUGGUACCAUUAAGACGUACUGACUCUCACGCACAUGGUCAUAGUCAUGGACAUAAUCCUAGUUAUGUUCCUCCUGAAACCGAUAACUCUCAGCCAGAAGAACAAGUGUUCGGUCAAGUACUUUCUGGAAUGUCUUAUGGUCAUAAUCCGUAUGGUAGAGAACGUCCUGACGCAGUUCCUAAAUACAAGUCAUCUUAUCAACCAUCUGAAUACCCAGCCGUGCAUGAUGUACCAAAAUAUAAUCCACACGACUCUAAUAAAUAUUCUGCUCACGAUGUAACAAAAUAUGCUACAGCAGCCGAUACAACUAAAUACUCUACACAUGACGGAACCAAAUACGCAGUUGUUGAAAGUACUAAAUAUUCAGGCCCAGACACUACCAAAUAUUCAGCUCCAGAUACAUCAAAAUAUUCGACAAUUGACGUAAGUGCUACUCAAGAUAAAGCACCGUAUACUACUCUAGAUGCGCCUGAAGGACCAGCAUUUGAACAAACACAAGAUAGCCAAGAUGAGACUUACCAAAAUCACCAUUAUGAUGAACUCAAGUUUGAUUCGUCUAACGCUUAUGAACAACCUAAAUAUCAAAGUACAUCGCAGGUGAAAGGAGUGUACAAGGAAGAUCAAUCUUCUUUUGAAGCACCAAAAUAUCCAGGCUAUGUUCAAGAUGUACCUAAAGAAGAAACUGUAGCUGUAAAUUAUAAUUUUGAUAAUCACCGAACAGACGAAAAAGAUAGUUCUACCACGUCAUCAUCAGAUCCUACGUUUUCUGCAUUACAGGGUAUUCCAAAAUUUUAUGAACAAAGUGGAAAUCCAGAACAAAUAUCUGUAAACGUGCACCAAACUAUGAAGAUGGAACACGGGCCUCGAAGUUUAAGAAUAAGGCGUCAGGUGGACGAACAUAAUGAAAUUGAUGCACAAUUACCAGAUGAAACCACAGAAAAGCCUACCGAAAAACCUGUUGAUAAGAGUACUGAAAAUCAAACAGUCGGUGAUAUUUCAUCUUCUACAACUACGUCAACAUCAACUGUCUCCACAAAAAUACCCGAAUCGUCUGAAUCACCUACUGUGAAUAACAACCAAUUCUCAUUAAUGGACAUUUUAAGAAGAGUAGCUGAAGUCAAAUUGAAAAUGGGAAUUGAAAUCCUAAAAAAUACAGCUGCUAGUUUUACACAAUAUGUAAAUGCUAUCCAAAGAAAAAUGACGCACAUGGUUAGGAAUCUACAAAAGUCCAACGACAGACAACAGCCAGAGAACAAACAGGAACAAAAUGACAAAGCAGAUUCAAAUGUAUCCGAUGAGAAACGACAACGAAGAUCAAUUAGACAUAGGAUUUAUUCAAAUUAGUUACUUUUAAGUGGAAUUAAAAUAAGUUUGGUGAUAUGAUGGGAAUGUACAAUGAACUGGGGAAUUUCUCUUAUAAUAUUUUCAAGACCAAAAACUUCAACUAAAAUAUUUCCAUAUAGUGUUUUAUGGAUAUUUUAGGCUCAAGUUUUGGGAUCUACAAACAUAUUGUAAAUCAAAUUGAUUUAUAAUAUGUUUUUGAGAGAAAAAAUAAUAAUAUGGAUUUGUAUUUAUUAAAUGUUUAAAAUACAUAUUGACAUAUUGUAAGCUUAAGUGAUCGGUACAUUGCUACUAUUGUAUAGCGCAUAAUAUGUACCUGUCUAUGUAAAUAUUAAUUUAAAUUUUAUAUUUUUUUAUACGUAACAAUAUACAGUGUUUUAUUUAUCGAAUAAAUACAAUAAGUGUUUA
Molecule: messenger RNA, 3301 nt
Organism: Rhopalosiphum padi (bird cherry-oat aphid)
Lineage: Eukaryota; Metazoa; Arthropoda; Insecta; Hemiptera; Aphididae
Exons: 4
Coding region: 254-2896 (880 amino acids)
Source: RefSeq, a predicted model, not a curated record